UGCUCUUCCUCUUACCACAGUGAAUGCUUUGACCUUCGUCUCAUCUCCUCUGCAUUCCUUCUUCUGAUCUUUGUCAGAGUAAACUUCUCCUCUGCCAUGUGGUUGUGGGUGUUUGCUGUCCUGAGUUGUCUGUUGGUGGCGCUGGUCAUCAUCUUGUUAUUGAUCUCUGCGAAGCGCUAUAAGGUAUUCAGUGAAAAGUGUCUGAGACCCCCUGGACCGCUGGUCACCAACAGAAACGAGAGGGAUGCCAGACUGAAGAAAGGGUUCCGUGCUGACCGGGUUCCACCGGCUCUGGAUGUGGUGGUGAUUGGCAGCGGCAUUGGAGGCUUGGCAGCUGCAGCAAUUCUAUCCAAAGCUGGGAAGAAAGUGGUCGUUCUGGAGCAGCAUGACCUUGCUGGAGGCUGCACACACACUUUCCAAAACAAGGGCUUUGAGUUCGAUGUGGGGAUCCAUUAUCUGGGCCAACUUCAUGAGAACAGCCUGCUGAGGGUCGCUUUGGAUCAGAUCACUGAGGGACAGCUGCAGUUUGUCAAACUGGAACAACAUUAUGACACUGUGCUUCUUGGACCGCCCGGCCAUUGCAGGGAGUAUCAUAUUCACGCAGGGAAAACUGAGAUGGCAGAUUCCUUGAAGAAGCAGUUCCCAGAAGAAGAGGAAGCCAUUGAUGAGUUUAUGAAACUGAUGAAGUAUGCUUCUCGGAGAACUCCACUUAUUGCCAUUUUGAAGAUCCUGCCCUACCUGGUGGUAAACUUUCUGAUUUGGACUGGCCUGUUGGACAGAGUAUUUCCUGUGUCUCGCCUAGCAACAACCAGCCAUUCAGAGAUGAUGUCCCGACUCACUCAGAACAAGGACCUGCAGGCUCUCUCUGCCUACUUUUUCUAUGGUGUCCCUCCUAAAGAGUCCAGCUUCCUAAUCAAUGCACUUCUUCUCCACCACUACAAACGUGGAGCGUACUACCCGUAUGGGGGGGCCAGUGAAAUUGCCUUCCACAUCGUUCCAGUCAUUCAGCAGGCAGGCGGUGACGUGUUGGUCAGGGCGCCUGUCCAACGCAUCCUCAUCAACAGCCAGGGGAAGGCCUGUGGUGUGACGGUUCUCAAAGGACAACAAGAGAUUGAGGUCGUCGCCCCUGUUGUCAUUUCUGACGCUGGAAUCUUCAACACCUUCCAGAAAUUUCUACCACAGCAUAUUCAGGAAAAACCAGAAAUCCAGUCUCUGCUAGGCAUGCUUCGUCAUGGUAUGGGUUCCUUCUUAGUCUUUGUUGGUCUGGAUGGAACCAAGGAAGAGCUGAACAUUGUUUCUAAGAACUUCUGGAUGUAUAAAGGCAACGACUUGGACUCACUUAUGGAGGCGUAUUCUUCUCUGAACAGAGAGCAGGUGUUAGGAAACAUACCCAUGAUGUUCAUCACCUUCCCAUCGGCUAAAGAUCCAACAGCCGCCAUCAGACACCCAGGUAAGUCCUGUAUGACGUUACUCACCAUGGCCCGCUAUGAGUGGUUUGAGGAUUGGAAAGAGACCAAAGUUGGCAAGAGGGGUCCAGAAUACCUGGACCUGAAAAACAGCAUGGCCCAAGAGUUGCUGGAAUGGGCUCUAAGCAUUUUCCCUCAACUUCGAAAUAAGGUGGUCAUGGUGGAAGCUGCUACACCUCUAACUAAUGUCCACUAUCUGGGCGCUCCAAGAGGUGAGAUGUACGGUGUAGAGCACAACCUGGAGCGCUUCGGUCCCGAAACAUCUGCGAAGACACGACCACAGACCCCCGUCAACGGAUUGUACCUCACAGGUCAGGAUGUCUUCUGCAAUGGCUUGGCUGGGGCCCUGCACGGCGGACUGCUCUGUGCCUCUGCUGUCCUCAACCAAAUUCUCUACAUCGACCUUGUUGCUCUGAAGACUCGCCUCAAGCACCGGAACACCAAGAAGAAGAAGACCUUGUAGAAGCACAGGAGCACCCAAAGCAGAACAAAUGUUUUGGAUUUUAAUGUUUUAGUGGUCCUUUAUGCGCUUCAGAUAUGCUUAGAGUGCCUGAAGGCUUGUUGAAAGACGAGGCAGACUAGAGCUUCAGAGGCUCUCUAGUUCCUCAUAAUCCUUUUCCCUUUAGAAACGUGUUGUCAAUAAACAUUUAAGAUUCACACUGA
Messenger RNA from Poeciliopsis prolifica (blackstripe livebearer), 2129 nucleotides. Its product is annotated as all-trans-retinol 13,14-reductase-like. Lineage: Eukaryota; Metazoa; Chordata; Actinopteri; Cyprinodontiformes; Poeciliidae. The record is from RefSeq and is a predicted model, not a curated record. Gene Ontology annotation, molecular function: oxidoreductase activity. The coding region runs from base 97 to 1929 and encodes 610 amino acids. The transcript has 12 exons.